Myotis davidii is the source of this 504-nucleotide messenger RNA. It is a transcript of the gene CMTM7, whose product is annotated as CKLF like MARVEL transmembrane domain containing 7. The transcript is spliced from 5 exons. The record is from RefSeq and is a predicted model, not a curated record. Bases 28 to 504 code for a protein of 158 amino acids. NCBI's taxonomy places the organism in Eukaryota, Metazoa, Chordata, Mammalia, Chiroptera, Vespertilionidae. Gene Ontology annotation, cellular component: membrane.
UGGCAUUUCUCUGAGGUGUCCGUGCUUAUGUCUCAGGUCAGCCUGCUGAUCGCCUUCAUCUGCGUGAGGAGCUCUCCGUGGAUCAGCCAGAGUGCCUACAGAUACUUCGAAGUGGUCACCAUCUGCAACUUGAUCAUGAUCCUCGCCUUCUACCUGGUCCACCUCUUCCGCCUCUACCGCGUGCUCACCUGCAUCAGCUGGCCCCUGUCGGAACUUCUGCACUAUUUAAUCGGCACCCUGCUCCUCCUCAUCGCCUCCAUCGUGGCCGCCUCCAAGAGUUACAGCCAGAGCGAGCUGGUAGCCGCCUCGAUUUAUGGACUCCUGUCCCCCUUCCUCUGCCUGGCGAGCGUGUGGCUGUCCUACAAGAUCUCCUGUGUGACCCAGUCCACAGCGAUGACAGCCAGAAUAGGGGCCACGCUGGAUAUUGGCCAGACCAACACUGUGAAGAAACCUCGCUCCCACGCAGGGGUGCACCGCCGAGAGAAGGGAAAAUUGGAUUUUUAG